Pogonomyrmex barbatus (red harvester ant) is the source of this 1785-nucleotide messenger RNA. RefSeq names its product Tektin A (gene Tektin-A). The record is from RefSeq and is a predicted model, not a curated record. Gene Ontology annotation, cellular component: microtubule cytoskeleton; nucleus. Lineage: Eukaryota; Metazoa; Arthropoda; Insecta; Hymenoptera; Formicidae. Gene Ontology annotation, biological process: cilium movement involved in cell motility; cilium assembly.
CAAAAAUUUAUAUAUUUUCUGUGAAUAUACAAUUUAAAUAUAUCACAUAUUUAGUACUCUUUUAAAAUACGAAUUAUAAAACACGUUACAUACAUUACUUCGUUCAUCUUUAUUCGAAAUGUCUGACAUUCUGGAUGAAUGUAAUCAUUCUGUCGAUAUCUCACAGCAUGUCGCGCAACAACAAAAUGCGGUGCAAUCGUGCUGUGCAAUGGAUCAUGAAAAUGGUUGCGGAGAUAUCGAAAAACCUCCGCUUUAUUUACCUCAGCCCGAGGAUGAAUAUCCAUCAAAGCCGGAACGCACAAUGGGACCUCUUGGUCCAUGGGCUACGGGCAGAAUAACCUGUUCUUGCAAGGGUGGAAUAACAGGUUUAAGACCAGUUGCAGAUCGAUAUUCCGUCACUCGCUAUGGACCGAGUGAAUGGCGCGCGCACAAUUUGAGUGUCUUUCAACAAUCAAAUGAGAAAAUCUGCGAUGCUCAAGUUACAGCUACCGGUGCAAAACAAUGUGUGGAACAAGCAUACACGGCAGCCGAUAAAGUGCAAUCGGAAACAACGGAACAUUUAAAAACACGGGCCAACGUGGUAUAUCAUUGGAAAGCGGAAUUAGAAGAGGCGAUUGCUGCUAUUGCAGAAGAGAUUGAAUUAUUAGAGACCGAACGUCGUCGUGUGCAGCGAUCUUUGUCAGUAUUACUCAUUCCUAUGUCGAUCGCAAGCGAAUUUCUACAAUUACGCACCUCUCGUUUGGAUUCGGAUCUCGUUCGUGACAAUGUUGAGAAACAACUUACGAAGGAAAUAGCGCUUUGUUCAGAAAUACGAGAUUUGCUAAACAAAACUUAUGAAGAAAUCGAAAUGCAGAUGGUUGAACUGAAGGCCGCGAAAGCUCGAUUAGAGAAUGAUUGGUCUGAUAAAAUUCAUACUUACAAUAUAGAUUCCGUAUGUGUAAAUUUAUCUAAUGAUUCUCCGCUCCUAUUGUGGAAAGCAGGAGCUACAAGAGUCCCAACAGAUCAGUCUUCUCCUACAAGUUACGAACACUUUACACGAGAAGCACUAGCUGCCAGCGAGACUACCAAAUUGAGAUCAAUAAAAUUAAGGUCCACUUUAAACGAUAUAUACGCUAAGUCCAUUAAAGAUUUACACAACCAAGCGACUCGCGUUGACAUUGCACUUGCUGAAAACAUAAAGCUCACACAAGAUUGCCUUCAACAACUAGAAAAGGAAUUACUUGGCUGUUUGCAUCAAUUAGCAAAUACAGAAAAAUUGAUUGAAGAACUUCGAGAUUCAACAAGAGGAUUAAAUAAUGCCAUGAAAUUAGCACAGACGCGAUUAGACAACAGAUUGGAUCGACGUAAUGUUGAAAGUUGUCGAGAUAUACCUCAAUUUGCUCUUAUUGAAGAAGUGAAAUCACUUGGAGAACAUACCACUGCUGUGUUGGCAGAAUUAAAACAUACUGAAGAAUCUCAAGCAGAAUUAGUCAAAGCAAGAGGUGUCCUUGAACAUGAAAUAAUGGUAAAACGAAAGACUUUUUAUAUAGAUAAGGAACGAGGUCUACUAUUGCGUUCAUUCUUCCCUUCUACUACAGAGUUAUCCGGAUUUUAAUAAACUUGAUAUAAAUAAGAAGAGAAAUUAUUUAACAUUAAAUAUAUCGAUCAAUUCUGUUUCAUUAAUUUAUUUAAUUUUUAUUAUAUAUCUCUCUGAAAUAAGAAAUAUUAAUGUUAUAUCAAUUAAAUUUAUAUGGACUAAAUCUAUACAUCUAUACAUUUCAUAUAAUAUAUAUUUUCUUUCCAAAA